GGAGUUGGCUCCACGUUGAAGCUCACAACUCGGUCAGCAUCUUCCCCCGCUGGUGUCUGUCUCUCUGAGGACAACAGGACACUUUAGUAUUUUUAAUUUGAGCAACUUCCCCACCUCAGCAUGACGUUCAGGAGGCUGAAGAAGGUGAACUCCAGCGGACCGGAGUCUGGACCCGCAUCUCAAGACAACGACAUUUAUUUCCCCUCGUCAAAGUCGGACAGCUGCAGGACUGUGGAGUUACCGACACGCUCCUCGGAGGUUUACAACUACAAGACUUUGGCUUACUCUGGAGGGACGCUGCCUAGGAACUUCAAAAAGGGUGGCGGCCUGCAGAAGUGGAAACCCCUGACACUGACGCCAGAACCACAAAGAAAGGUGGUGGUCCUGGAGAAGAAGGAAGAGGAGACGUUUGGUUUUGAGAUCCAGACUUACGGCCUGCACCAUCAGGACCAAAACUCUGUGGAGAUGUGUACGUUUGUGUGCAAAGUGCACGAUGACAGCCCGGCUCAGCAAGCAGGACUUAAAGUUGGGGACACCAUCGCAAGUGUGAACGAGGCCACCGUGGAGGGAUUUCGACACAAGGAGAUCGUUCAGCUCAUCAGGGCCUGCGGCAACACACUCAGGUUGGAGACAGUUUACAGUGACUCAAUCCGAAAAGCGGAGCUGGAGGCCCGGCUGCAGUAUCUGAAGCAAACCCUUCAUGAGAAGUGGGAUGAGUAUCGGUCGCUCAUGUGCCAGGAGCAGAGGCUCGUUCAUGGUAUUGUACUGAGUGAUGCUGCAGUCUACGAGUCCCUUGAGUCAGCAGGCGUGUACGGCAGCCUCGGCACUCCCAGCCCCGCCGCUCAGAGAGCCCUCCGCUGCACCGGCAGCACCAGCAGCAGCGCCAGCUUCCUCAGCACAGCCACUGAGGACGACCCUCUCUACCAGACCUGCGUGUACCAGGACGGCAGCGUGGACAACGUGGACAACACCAACACAGACAAAAACAAAGAGCAGCCGCAGAAGAAGCAGCAGCGUCUCCGACCGGCCAGCGAGCUCUUCACGUCAGCCAAGACGCAGCUGACCCGCAGCGCCAGCACACGCAGCUACAUGAGGGGAACAUCGUCGUCGUCGUCGUCCGUCCCGGGGGAGAAGCAGGGAGGUUUCAACUCGCUGCAGAGGAAGCCCAAACCCAAAAGCUUCCGCAGACGUCUCCUCAAAUUCAUCCCAGGCUUGAACCGACCAAUGGAGGAGGAGGAGAGCAAACUGUGAGCAGCAAACCGAGCUGUUCACAGAGACUUCACAGACUUUAGACUUAGAGCACCACCGACUGUUGAACUCAACUGCCAAAGAAAAAAGUACAAGCCUCCCCAAAGAGACUGAGACCAAAGUGAGAUGGCUCUACAUGUGCACCUCUUCACGUUUGACCAGUGAAUAUGUGAAUAUGCUUUGUUCUGGGGCCCUCAGUGUUUCACAGCUGUACAUAACUUUUGUUUCCUUUUGUUCUUUAAGUUAUUUAUUUAUUUUUACAUGUCUGCUUUAUGUACAGAAUGAAGGAUUUUUCAGUUUUUACUGCAUGCACCGACUUUUAUUUUGACAGCUGAGUAAAUAACCCGUUUCGAUUUGUGAUUGUUCGACAUUUUUGUAAGAGACAAGUUUGAUAUCUACUUUUAGAUGAGUCAGAUCGAUUCUGUUUUAUUUGUUUUCUGCCUGAAGUCACGGUUCCUAAAAAUAAAAUAUGUGUCAUUUUCAGA
Messenger RNA from Epinephelus moara (kelp grouper), 1733 nucleotides. RefSeq names its product trafficking regulator and scaffold protein tamalin (gene tamalin). Gene Ontology annotation, molecular function: protein binding. The transcript is spliced from 8 exons. NCBI's taxonomy places the organism in Eukaryota, Metazoa, Chordata, Actinopteri, Perciformes, Serranidae. Bases 121 to 1251 code for a protein of 376 amino acids. The record is from RefSeq and is a predicted model, not a curated record.